GUGAGCGGAGAUUGCACCACUGCACUCUAGCCUGGGAGACAGAGCAAGACUCUGUCUCAAAAAAAAAGAAAGAACUCUGUGAGCAUCUCAAAUGCCACAUCCCCAUAAUGCAACCAGACCCAGUCCUCCCAGAUCUAGGGGAAGGGUCGGAGCUCAGUGGGUGAGCAAGAAAAGCCAUGUGGAAGAAGUCAGUGGCCAGAUGGCUCAAAGACAAACUCUCCCCUGCUCAGGCUUCCACCCAGACACGACACCAUGCAUCUCCUCGGCCCCUGGCUCCUGCUCCUGGUUCUAGAAUACUUGGCUUUCUCUGACUCAAGUAAAUGGAAUAUUGAUCACCCUGGAACCAUCUACGCCUGGGAGGGGGCCUGCGUCUGGGUCCCCUGCACCUACAGAGUCCUAGAUGGUGCCCUGGAAACCUUCAUCCUGUUCCACAAUCCUGAGUAUAACCAGAACAUGUCGAAGUUCGAAGGGACCAGACUCUAUGAAAGCACAAAGGAUGGGAAAGUUCCUUCAGGGCAGAAAAGGGUGCAAUUCCUGGGGAACAAGAUUAACAACAACUGCACACUGAGUAUCCACCCAGUGCACGUCAAUGACAGUGGUCAGCUGGGGCUGAGGAUGGUGUCCAAGACUGAGAAAUGGAUGGAACGAAUACACCUCAAUGUCUCCGAAAGGCCUUUUCCACCUCGUAUCCAGCUCCCCCCGAAACUUCAAGAAUCCCAGGAAGUCACUCUGACCUGCUUGCUGAAUUUCUCCUGCUAUGGGUAUCAGAUCCAAUUGCAGUGGUUACUAGAGGGGGUUCCAAUGAGGCAGGCUGCUGUCACCUCGACCUCCUUGAGCACCAAGUCUGUCUUCACCCGGAGCGAGCUCAAGUUCUUGCCACAGUGGAGUCACCAUGGGAAGAUCGUGACCUGCGAGCUUCACGAUGCGGAUGGGAAGGUCCUCUCCGAAGACACGGUGCAGCUGAACGUGAAGCACACCCCAAAGUUGACGAUCGAGGUCACUUCCAAUGAAACCAUAGUGAGGAAGGGGGACUCUGUGACCAUGACCUGCAAGGUCAACAGCAGCAACCCGGAGUACACGACGGUAUCCUGGCUCAAGGAUGGCAUCCCGCUGAAGGAGCAGAAUACGCUCACGCUAACCCUGCACGAAGUGACCAAGUCCCAGACUGGGAGGUACUGCUGUAGGGUCUCCAAUGACGUGGGCCCGGCAACGUCGGAAAAAGUGUUCCUGCAAGUGCAGUAUGCCCCGGAACCUUCCAGGGUUCAGAUCUCCCAGUCACCGGCUGUGGAGGGAAGUGAAGUCAACUUUCUUUGCAUAUCACCAGCCAAUCCUCUUCCAACAAAUUACACGUGGUACCACAAUGGCAAAGAAGUGCAGGGAAGGACAGAGAAGCAAUUCCAGAUCCAAAAGAUCCUCCCCUGGCACGCUGGGACUUAUUCCUGUGAGGCGGAAAACAUUCUUGGUAUUGGAGAGAGGGGCCCGGGAACUGAGCUGGAUGUCCAGUAUCCUCCCAAGAAGGUGACCAUGGUGAUUGAAAACCCCACGCCGAUUCGAGAAGGAGACACGGUGACCCUUUCCUGUAACUACAGUUCCAGUAACCCCAUUGUUAACCACUACGAAUGGAGACCCCGUGGCGGCUGGGAGGAGCCAUCGCUCGGGGUGCUGAAGAUCCAAAACAUUGGCUGGAACAACACAGCCGUCGCCUGCGCAGCUUGUAACAACUGGUGCUCGUGGGCCUCCCCUGUCACCCUGAAUGUCCUGUAUGCCCCCCGAGGCGUGAGGGUCCGGAAAAUCAAGCCCCUUUCUGAGAUUCACUCUGGGAACUCGGUCAGCCUCCAAUGUGACUUCUCAAGCAGCCACCCCAAAGAAGUCCAGUUCUUCUGGGAGAAAAAUGGCAGCCUUCUGGGGAAAGAAAGCCAGCUGAAUUUUGACUCCAUCUCCCCAGAAGAUGCUGGGAGUUACAGCUGCUGGGUGAACAACUCCAUAGGACAGACGGCGUCCAAGGCCUGGACACUCGAAGUGCUGUAUGCACCCAGGAGGCUGCGUGUGUCCAUGAGCCAGGGGAACCAAGUGAUGGAGGGGAAGACGGCAACCCUGAUCUGUGAGAGUGACGCCAACCCUCCCGUCUACAGCUACGCCUGGUUUGACUGGAAUAACCAAAGCCUUCCCUACUCCGGCCGGAUGCUGAGAUUGGAGCCGGUGAAGGUCCAGCACUCCGGUGCUUACUGGUGCCAGGGGACCAACAGAGUGGGCAAGGGCCAUUCGCCUCUCAUCACCCUCACCGUCUACUAUAGCCCGGAGACCAUUGGCAGGCGAGUGGCUGUGGGACUCGGGUCCUGCCUGGCCAUCCUCAUCCUGGCAAUAUGUGGAUUCAAGGUCCAGCGACGUUGGAAGAGGACACAGAGCCAGCAGGGGCUUCAGGAGAAUUCCAGUGGCCAGAGCUUCUUUGUGAGGAACAAAAAGGUUAGAAGGACCCCCCUCUCUGAAGGUCCCCACUCCCUGGGAUGCUACAAUCCGAUGAUGGAAGAUGGCAUUAGCUACGCCACCCUGCGCUUUCCCGAGACGAACACACCACGAACUGGAGAUGCAGAGACCCCAGAGAUGCAGAGACUUCCCCCAGACUGCGAUGACACAGUCACUUAUUCAGUGUUGCAGAAGCGUCAGGUGGGCGACUAUGAGAACGUCAUUCCAGAUUUUCCAGAAGAUGAGGGGAUUCAUUACUCAGAGCUGAUUCAGUUUGGGUUCGGGGAGCGGCCUCAGGCACAAGAAAAUGUGGACUAUGUGAUUGUCAAGCACUGACACCGGACGGACUGCGGCGGAGGCGCUGGGGGCAGCAGGGGCCAGAGAAGUCCCAGAGCUUCCCCAGACACCACCACAUGGCUUCCUCCUCCGCGCAUGCGCGCGCGCGCGCACACACACACACACACACACACACACACACACACACACACACCACACACAUGCUCACUGUGGAGAACCUUGUGCCUGGCUCAGAGCCAGCCUUUUCGGUGAGGGUAACCCCAACACUCCAAAUCUCCUGUCCCUGUUCUGUUCCACCCAGCUCCUUGCUACCCAGAAACCCAUCUAAACACCUGCCCUGACAUGCACACCUCCCCCUGCCCCCACCACGGCCACUGGCCACCCCCACCCCCAGCGGCUUGUGUCCCUCCUGGGAUCUGCUUGUCAUCAUUUUUCCUUCCCUUCUACAUCCCUCUGGUCCCCUACCCCUGAUCUGACAUCCCCAGUCACAAAUACUAUGCCCAGUUUCUGCCUCUGGGGGAGAGCCCAGAAAAGGACAGAAAUGAAGUAGGAAAGGGCCCCGUCCUGGCCUGGCUUCCCCUCUGGAAGUGAGGCAUUGCACAGGGAGGCAUACAUAACAGCGGCCCCCUUGACUCCAAGGACUCCGGGUUUGAGACGGACACACUGGUAUGGAUUAACAUGCCACGGAGACAGAGCUCACAAUAAAAAUGGCUCAGAUGCCACUUCAAAGAA
Molecule: messenger RNA, 3492 nt
Organism: Cercocebus atys (sooty mangabey)
Lineage: Eukaryota; Metazoa; Chordata; Mammalia; Primates; Cercopithecidae
Gene: CD22
Product: CD22 molecule
Exons: 13
Coding region: 253-2799 (848 amino acids)
Source: RefSeq, a predicted model, not a curated record